GAGAAGGAAAUUAUGGCCUCCCCAUAAAGUCUUUCUAGGCCGGACGGGUGUUCCUCAUGCACCUUCUCAGUGGGCACAGGUGCUCGGGCAGCCACUGAUUUGCAAUGCAGAUAGAGACCAGGCUGCUGCCCCUAAAGUUCUUGGAUCUUAUAAGAGGGUGCUGACUUCCGGACUGGGCUACUUGGGGAGGAGAGCACCAUGUGAGGCAGGUUUCAUUCCGCUCUGUCUCCUACCAGCCGCUGACCCUCCUACCAGCCUCUGGCCUCCCUUGUACUCUGGCAGGAUGUCUUUGCUCAAUCCAAUCCUGCUGCCCCCUGAGGUGAAGAGCUAUCUAACCCGAGGAGAGCGCUUCAUCAAAUGGGAUGAUGAGACUUCUGUGGCAUCCCCAGUCAUCCUCCGAGUGGAUCCCAAUGGCUAUUACUUGUACUGGACAUAUCAAAGCAAGGAGAUGGAGUUCCUGGACAUCACCAGUAUUCGGGAUACUCGGUUUGGGAAGUUUGCUAAGAUGCCCAAGACCCAGAAGCUUCGGGAGGUAUUCAACUUGGACUUCCCUGACAACACCUUCUUGCUGAAGACGCUGACUGUUGUGUCUGGCCCAGACAUGGUGGACCUGACUUUCCAUAACUUUGUCUCCUACAAAGAGAAUGUCAGCAAGGAUUGGGCUGAAGAUGUUCUGGCCUUGGCUAAAAACCCAUUAACAGCCAAUGCCCCCCGGAGCAAGUUCCUGAAUAAGAUCCUAGUAAAACUCAAGAUGCAGCUCAAUCCAGAAGGAAAGAUCCCUGUAAAGAAUUUUUUCCAGAUGUUUCCUGCUGACCGGAAACGAGUAGAGGCUGCUCUCAGUGCCUGUCACCUUCCCAAGGGCAAAAAUGAUUCCAUCAACCCUGAGGAUUUCCCUGAACCUGUCUACAGGAGUUUUCUCAUGAAUCUAUGUCCACGACCUGAAAUUGAUGAAAUCUUUACCUCUCAUCAUUCCAAAGCAAAGCCUUACAUGACCAAGGACCAUCUGACCAAGUUCAUUAACCAAAAGCAGCGGGAUGCCCGGCUCAACUCCCUACUCUUCCCACCAGCCCGACCUGAGCAAGUACAAUGCCUCAUUGAAAAGUAUGAGCCUAGUGGCAUCAACAUCCAGAGGGGUCAACUCUCACCAGAGGGCAUGGUUUGGUUCUUGAGUGGUCCUGAGAACAGCAUAGUAGCCCACGACAAGCUGAUACUGCACCAGGACAUGAGCCAGCCUCUGAAUCACUACUUCAUCAAUUCCUCCCACAACACCUACCUGACAGCUGGUCAGUUCUCAGGACCCUCGUCCUCAGAGAUGUACAGACAGGUGUUGCUCUCUGGCUGCCGCUGUGUGGAGCUUGACUGCUGGAAGGGAAAGCCUCCUGAGGAAGAGCCAAUCAUCACCCAUGGCUUCACCAUGACCACAGAUAUUUUAUUUAAGGAUGCAGUAGAGGCUAUUGCUGAGAGUGCUUUUAAGACCUCACUCUACCCUGUCAUUCUGUCCUUUGAAAACCAUGUGGAUUCGCCCCGACAACAGGCCAAAAUGGCAGAGUACUGUCGGACCAUAUUUGGGGACAUGCUCCUCACUGAGCCCCUGGAUAAGUUCCCUUUGAAGCCAGGAGUCCCCCUCCCCAGUCCUCAGGACCUUCUGGGUAAGAUCCUUAUCAAGAAUAAGAAGAAUCAAUCCCCAGGUCCCAUUUCACCCAAGAAGGAAUUGUGUGCAGAGACAGAGGACUGCAGUCAGCCCAAUCCAGCUAUGGGUGAGGACACAGCUCCCAUUCCACCCAAGAAGGAACUAUGUACAGAGAAAGAGGACUUCAACCAGUCCAAUCCAGCCAUGGGUGAGGACAUAGUAUGGGUUGGUGAAGAAGAAGCUGAGCUAGAGGAAGAAGAAGAGGAAGAAUCAGGUAACUUGGAUGAAGAGGAAAUAAAGAAGAUGCAAUCUGAUGAGGGCACAGCUGGCCUGGAGGUGACAGCAUAUGAAGAGAUGUCUAGUCUGGUCAACUACAUCCAACCUACCAAAUUCAUUUCUUUCGAGUUCUCCUCUCAGAAGAAUCGGAGUUAUGUCAUCUCUUCCUUCACGGAGCUGAAAGCUUACGACCUGCUCACCAAGUCCCCUGUGCAGUUUGUGGACUACAAUAAGCGCCAAAUGAGUCGGAUCUACCCUAAGGGUACCCGAAUGGACUCAUCUAACUACUCUCCCCAGAUGUUCUGGAAUGCAGGCUGUCAAAUGGUUGCCCUCAAUUUCCAGACUAUGGAUAUGCCCAUGCAGCAGAACAUGGCACUGUUUGAGUUCAAUGGGCAGAGUGGCUACCUUCUCAAGCAUGAGUUCAUGCGCCGACCAGACAAGCAGUUCGACCCCUUCUCUGUGGACCGCAUCGAUGUGGUGGUGGCCACAACUCUCUCCAUCACGGUAAUUUCUGGGCAGUUUCUGUCAGAACGAAGUGUCCGAACUUAUGUGGAGGUGGAGGUGUUCGGUUUGCCUGGAGACCCCAAAAGACGUUACCGCACCAAACUGACACCCAGUGCCAACUCCAUAAAUCCCGUCUGGAAAGAGGACCCCUUUGUCUUUGAAAAGAUCAUGAUGCCAGAACUGGCCUCUCUGAGAGUGGCAGUACUGGAGGAAGGAGGCAAAUUCAUUGGGCACCGAAUUAUCCCUGUCCAUGCCCUGCAGUCAGGAUACCACCACUUGUGCCUCAGGAGCGAGAGCAACAUGCCCCUCACUAUGCCUGCGCUCUUUGUUUUCCUGGAAAUGAAAGACUAUGUGCCUGAUACCUGGGCAGAUCUGACUGUGGCUCUUGCCAACCCCAUCAAAUUCUUCAAUGCACAAGACAAGAAAUCAGUAAAGCUGCAGGACCCUGGGGAUGACGCUCCUGACAGGCUUUUGCCACUCAGAAACUCAGCUCUGGGCCAGGCCAAUGGGACCCUCAUCUCUGCAGGUUCCUCUAUGGCCCCUUCACCCAAUGGUCCUGCAGCAGCUAUGACCUGGUUCAAGGAAGAAGCAAUGAAAGAGGCAGCAGAACCUCAGACAGCCAGCCUGGAGGAGCUACAGCAGUUGAAAGGGUUCCUGAAGCUUCAGAAAAGACAGGAAAAGGAGCUUCGGGAACUGGAGAGACGGGGAGUCCGGCGCUGGGAGGAACUCCUGCAAAAAUAUGCUUGCUUACAGUCUGAACUGACCACCCAGGGUGGAUGCAGGAAGUUGUCUGUCACAAAGGGAUCCCGGAAGAAGAGAAACUUGCCUUGGGAGGACACCCGUGAGGCUGGGCAGGGGCCAGUGGAAGGGCCAGAAAGUAUAGAUGGGCGUGUUCGAGAGCUGAAGGAGAAGCUGGAGACAGAAUUGUACCAGCAAGGGGAGGAGCAGUAUGAAAGCAUCAUGAAACGCAAGGAACAGCAUGGCGCAGAGCAAAUCACCAAAGUGAUGGAGCUGGCCCAGGAGAGACAAGCUGCUGAGCUUAAAGCUCUCAAGGAGUCUGCAGAAAGCAACACCAAAGAAAUGAAGAAGAAGCUUGAAGUCAAAAGGCUAGAACGGAUUCAGGCCAUGAGCAAGAUCACCAGUGACAAGAUGGCCCAGGAGAGACUGAAGAGAGAAAUUAACAACUCACAUAUACAGGAAGUGGUUCACAUCAUCAAACAGAUGACAGAGACCCUGGAGAGACACCAGGAGAGGCUGGAAGAAAAGCAGGCAGCUUGCUUGGAGCAGAUUAGGGAGAAGGAGAAAAAGUUCCAGCAAGAGGCACUGUCUGAAUAUGAGGAACAGAUGAAAGGCCUGGAAGCUAAGGUGAAGGAGGCAGUGAGAUGCUGCCUCAGUUUCCCCCAAGAUGACCAAGACAAGAAGUUGGAGACACCCAGUGCUAUAGAGGAAACUUCAGAGGAGGCAUCUUGCUCAACCGAAGCUUCUUCCCAGCUAGAUAGCCGUCUCUAAGUCUAAAGUUCUCCCCUCCUAUUCUGGGAUGAGGCAGGGCUUCAGCUAGGAAAUAGGCCUCACACCCUGUUGUCUCACUGAGAUACCUGCCCAUGUUCCUUUAACAUAAAAGGAGUCCAGAGUACAUACUAGCCAGAGGGAAGUGGGGGCUGUAACAGGCCCAUCUUCAAUUUCUGACAUUCAACUCUCUGGGACAAAGAUCAAGAGGCAGAAAGGGUGGGGUGCAGUUUGAGGACAGUCCCUUAGGAGUCAGCACUGGUCAGGACUGGGAAAAAGAACAUUUUUGACCUGGAUGGAUCUUGGGAUCUGUCAGAAGAGCCAGCCUCUGUGAUUAAUUGUGCUGGUGUUAAUUGAAGUGCUUUUAUUUGUCUUUGCCCCUUAUCCAAAUUAGUUCUCUUCUACUGCCAUCAAUUCUCAAGGAAAAUCCAGGAUUAUUCCUUCCAGUUCUGGGCUCUGGAUAGAUCUUCCCUGCUAGGUGAACCCAGAAUCUACAACCUUAAAAUGUAUUGAAUUUUUCCUGGCUUGGAACUGUUUCAGAUUAAGGGUUCUUCCCAGGAUAGAAGGAUCAGAUGUCCCUUCCUCCUUAUCACCUACUGAGAGAGGAUGACUCAGGAGGAGUAUCCUCCCUUUCCUGGCCCCUUUUUUUCUUUAGGAUCCAGAAAACAGUCUAAGAGAUAGCAGUGAGGGGGUAGAUGAAUGAUUCAAGAAACCCCAAUGUCUAGAGCUCAUCCAGUACUUGGAUCAUCCUUCCCUCCUCACCUCCCUUGUCCUGGAGAUAACUAACUAUAAGAUUUUAGGAUUAUCUCAUCCUUUCCCUUGACUUGUCUAUUCAUUCUGCACUCUCCUCCCUUUCUCUCAACCUCUCUCCAUCCUUUCUUCUUGCCUAUGGACAAAGGUUUCUCUCUCUUCACCCCCACAAUCUCCAUUAGAGGAAACUGCUUCUGAGGGAUGGGCAAAAUCAUUCGUGGUCAGGCAAGGUUGGGGAGGAAGAGUCACUCUCUGUCCCAUAUCAUUUCAGAUUAUUUAUUAUUUGUUUUCUUUUUGAUUCCAUUAAAGACUGCUAUUAUCUACUAAA
Molecule: messenger RNA, 4994 nt
Organism: Antechinus flavipes (yellow-footed antechinus)
Lineage: Eukaryota; Metazoa; Chordata; Mammalia; Dasyuromorphia; Dasyuridae
Gene: PLCB2
Product: phospholipase C beta 2
Exons: 33
Coding region: 284-3919 (1211 amino acids)
Biological process (GO): lipid catabolic process; phosphatidylinositol-mediated signaling
Molecular function (GO): phosphatidylinositol-4,5-bisphosphate phospholipase C activity; calcium ion binding
Source: RefSeq, a predicted model, not a curated record